Molecule: messenger RNA, 1017 nt
Organism: Oryza sativa Japonica Group (Japanese rice)
Lineage: Eukaryota; Viridiplantae; Streptophyta; Magnoliopsida; Poales; Poaceae
Source: RefSeq, a predicted model, not a curated record
AUGGCUGGAUGGAUGAUUAGCACGGUGUUCUUCGUGAAUUCGUGGGUGAUCCGGUCGUUGGUAGUGUUGAGCUUCACAGCGCAUGUCAUCGUCGUCUUCCUGGCCGGAUUCCGCCGUCGUAAUGCGAUUGGCGUGCAGAUAGCCAUCCUGUGGGCGGCGAGCCAACUCGGUCGUUGGGUCGCAACGUACGCGCUCGGCAAGCUGGCCCUCAGAAGCACGCCUCAGGAGCUGCAGCUGGUGACCUUCUGGGGGGCGUUCCUGCUGCUACAUGCCGGUGGUCCGGAUAACAUCACCGCCUACUCCCUGGAGGACAACGUUCUUUCCACUCGCCAGAUGUUGGAAAUGUUAUUUCAGGUGAUCGGAGUAGUAUAUGCCAUGUUCCAGAAUAUUGUCGCCAGAAGUGGCACUGGCACCAUGUUCAGCUGGGUCUCUGUAGCCAUGUUCAUCUUGGGCAUUGUCAAGUAUUGGGAGAGGGCAGAGGCAAUGAAGCUCGCCAACCUAGAAAACAUGCGAAGCUCAGUCAAGGCGGAGAAGAAUAAGAGGAAGGAGACAGGUAGACGAAGCUUGAGAAAUGUUAGGCGUCCGAGCAGUUGGGGCUGCUGGCAGGACAAUGAAGAAGAAGCCCUGCUUGUUGCUCAUGGCCUGCUCGACAUCACCAAAGGAGCCUUCGUCGAUUCUUCCAUCGACGAGCAUCUGCUCCCUGAAUAUGUUGCCAGGAGACAAGAAAUAUUCCCUAGUGGUGGCUGGGAGAUGAUGUACGAGGUGGUCAACAUGGAGCUCUCCCUCAUGUACGACAUCCUCUACACCAAGGCAGCCAUGGCGCACACAUGGCAUGGCUAUGCCAUUCGUUUCGUCUCGCCGGUCAUUACAACCGCUGCUUUCCUGCUGUUUUGGUUCGACAGCAAGGUAGGGCAGCGGAUGGCCGAUGUGCUGAUCACCUAUGUCUUGCUGGCCGGCACCGUUCUCCUGGAUAUCAGAUGGCUUCUCAGAGCAGUAGCGUCGACAUGGACCUACUAG